Messenger RNA from Vespa crabro (European hornet), 1708 nucleotides. RefSeq names its product 3-hydroxyisobutyryl-CoA hydrolase, mitochondrial. The transcript is spliced from 8 exons. Bases 391 to 1650 code for a protein of 419 amino acids. Gene Ontology annotation, biological process: L-valine catabolic process. Gene Ontology annotation, molecular function: 3-hydroxyisobutyryl-CoA hydrolase activity. The record is from RefSeq and is a predicted model, not a curated record. Gene Ontology annotation, cellular component: mitochondrion. NCBI's taxonomy places the organism in Eukaryota, Metazoa, Arthropoda, Insecta, Hymenoptera, Vespidae.
UAUUUUUGUAAUGGCAAUGACAAAUAUAUCUUACAUAUUUUUAUUCGUUUUAUAAUUUAAUAAAUAGUAAUUUUAAUUUUAAUAAAUAAUAAACAGAACGCACAUGAAUGAUAUUGCGAGCAACUGCGAGUAAAGAAAAGUUAUUUACGUCACACGUGUUUUAGCAACUAAAUUUAUUAAGUUAGAAAGUUAGAUAACCUCAUAUUUAAUAAUUUUCUUUAAUCAUAUAUGUAGUUACUUAUGACUCACUAAUAUAGAUUUAUAUACUAUAUUCACAUAGUAAUUUGAAUGCAUGUGAUAUAAGUAUGAAAUAUUUUUAACCUCUUUCAUAAGUGACUCGAUAAAUCAACAAGUUGCAUUUAGCACAUUUAUAUUACAUCAUAGGGAAAAAUGUUUAAAAAUUCUAUGAGCAAGUUUAAUCAUAUACAGUACGGAAUAUUUACCACACGUAAUCGUGUUAGGCAAUUAUUAAUACGAGAUAAUUCAGGUCCUAUAAUUGAACCUGUCCUUCCUAAAAUUCAACCGGAUUCUAAACCACCUACUGAAAUUCCAGUACCCAAUGAAAAUAUAAGAAAUAACAAAGUGAUGAAUACAAGUACCAAUAACGAUGAAGUUCUUAUUCAAGAUGUAAGAGAUAAGGGUAUAAUAACACUGAAUCGGCCACAAGCACUAAAUGCAUUAAAUCUUUCUAUGGUACAAAAGAUAUAUCCUAUUCUGAAGGAAUGGGAAUCUACCAAAAAGUUAGUUAUAAUAGAAGGUGUAGGAAAUAAAGCAUUUUGUGCAGGUGGAGAUGUAAAAGCCGUAGUUACUGCUCUAAAUAAACCAAAUGGGAGUUCCUUGGGAGAAAACUUUUUUAGAGAUGAAUACACAUUAAAUUAUUUAAUUGGUACAUAUAAAAAGCCUUAUAUAGCAAUGAUACAUGGAAUAACAAUGGGAGGUGGUGUUGGCUUAUCUGUACAUGGAAAAUACAGGAUAGCAACUGAAAAUACUUUAUUUGCUAUGCCUGAAACUGCAAUAGGAUUGUUCCCAGAUGUUGGAGGAAGUUAUUUUCUUUCUAGAUUAAAAGGAAAAUUAGGUCUUUAUUUGGGUCUCACAGGACAUAGAUUGCAAGGCAUUGAUGUAUUUCAUGCUGGUAUUGCAACACAUUAUGUUCCAUCUAAAAGACUUCAGGAUUUAAAAGAUGAUUUAUUAAAGUUGGACACUGAUGAUAUUGAACAAAUUUUAAGUAAAUAUCAAUUUCAACAUUUGAUGAAUGAAUUCUCUUUAUCACCAUAUAUAGACAAAAUUGAAAAAUGCUUUUCUUCAUCUUCUGUUGAAGAAAUAAUCAAUAAAUUAAAUAACGAUGGUUCUGAAUGGGCAAAGAAAACAGUACAAACACUGCUAAAAAUGUCUCCAACAUCUUUGAAAGUUACAAAACAAUGUAUAGAAAAAGGCAGUAAACUUACUUUAGGAGAAUGUUUAAAAAUGGAAUUCAGAUUAAUUUGUGCCUGCUUGAACGAAAAUAGUGACUUCCAUGAAGGUGUUACAGCUUUACUUAUUACUAAACAUCAAAAUCCGAUAUGGAAUCCAAAAUCUUUAAAUGAAAUUACAGAUAAAUAUAUUGAUCAAUUAUUUGAAAAACUUCCAGAUGAAAAAGAAUUGCAGCUUUAAUAAUAUUGUAUAAUAUAACAUAUAUCAGUCGUUAUAUCAAUUACAUUGUAAUAUUUUU